AUGCCCGUGACCAACUUUGUAACCCCCGAGAAGUACACGUACCUCAACGGCUUCAGGUCGUUUCACGAAUCUGAAGCCAUCAAGGGUGCGUUGCCGAUCGGCGCCAACUCACCCCAGAAGCCACCCUAUGGCUUGUACGCUGAGAAGCUAUCUGGAACUGCCUUUACGGCUCCCCGCCAUGAGAACCAACAGUCAUGGCUAUACAGAAUCCUUCCUUCAGCUGCGCACUCGUCUUUUGAGCGCUUUGACAAAGUCUCUGAGCCACUGAUCAACGGCAAACUGGACUUUGUACCAAACCAGCUGCGAUGGGAUCCCUUUGAGAUUGACGACCAGGUCGACUGGGUUCAAGGCUUGAAGCUCGUCUCUGGCGCUGGGGAUCCUACUAUCAAGGUCGGCUUGGGUAUCUACAUCUUUGCUGCUGGACGUGACAUGGACGCAAACACGGCCAUGUACUCUUCCGACGGAGAGAUGCUCGUGGUAGCGCAACACGGUGUGUUGGAUAUCCAAACUGAGCUAGGUCGGCUGCUUGUUCGUCCUAACGAGAUUGCGAUACUUCCUCGUGGUAUCAAGUACCGCGUGACGUUGCCUGCAGGCCCUGUGAGAGGGUAUAUCCUUGAGUUGUAUCAAGGACAUUUUACCCUGCCAGAGCUGGGCCCAAUUGGAUCCAACUGUCUGGCGAACCCAAGGGAUUUUCAGAUUCCCACAGCGGCGUUUGAUGAGGAUACGAACACGACUUGGACCAUCAUCAACAAGUACAACAGCCAGCUGUAUGUGGCUAAGCAGGGCCAUACGCCGUUUGAUGUGGUAGCGUGGCAUGGAAAUGACUUGGCAACGAACCCUGGCCAAGAGGGAAAAGCUGACCACGAUAUAGUUUACCCGUACAAGUAUGACCUGGGUCGCUUCUCUGUCAUCGGAAGUAUUUCCUUUGACCACCCUGAUCCAUCCAUCUACACCGUCUUGACCGGUCCAUCCGAUCAUCCCGGAACCGCCGUAGCAGACUUUGUCAUCUUUCCUCCACGCUGGCUAGUCCAAGAAGACACAUUCAGGCCCCCGUGGUACCACCGCAACACCAUGUCCGAAUUCAUGGGACUCAUCUGCGGCGAAUACGACGCCAAGACUGGUGGAGGCUUUCAACCAGCUGGUGCCAGUCUUCACAACGUCAUGUCUGCGCAUGGGCCUGAUGCAGACAGCUUUGAGAGGGCGAGCAAUGCGGUGCUGAAGCCUCAGAAGAUUGGAGAGGGUAGCAUGGCGUUCAUGUUUGAGAGUAGCUUGAUGUUGGGGCUUACGGAGUGGGGGUUGAAGACGUGUCAGAAGGUUCAGGCUGAGUACAGUGAGCAUAGCUGGUCAGGACUGAAGCCGCAUUUUAAGAGGCCGUCUUGA
This is a messenger RNA of Fusarium keratoplasticum, 1380 nucleotides long. Its product is annotated as Homogentisate 1,2-dioxygenase. The coding region runs from base 1 to 1380 and encodes 459 amino acids. NCBI's taxonomy places the organism in Eukaryota, Fungi, Ascomycota, Sordariomycetes, Hypocreales, Nectriaceae. Gene Ontology annotation, biological process: L-phenylalanine catabolic process. Gene Ontology annotation, molecular function: homogentisate 1,2-dioxygenase activity. The transcript is spliced from 3 exons. Gene Ontology annotation, cellular component: cytoplasm. The record is from RefSeq and is a predicted model, not a curated record.